AUGACAACCGCCCUGGAUCAGGCCAAGCAGGCAUGGCAGUACGCCAAUCUCUGUCCCUAUACCAUCACCCUCCUUACGCCACCUUUUGCAUUCGCUGACCUCAAACCACCUGUCUAUAGCCAAGCGCUCAAGCUGCGCAAGCACCUGACGAAACAAAUCGACAAGCUCAGGGCUAACAGCACUUCCGGGACCGACAUAGCCCAGUUCGAUGUCGUCGACGAGGCCCUUGGACAGUUUCGCCUCGCUUGCGUCACCACAAUUUUCCUCGACAUGGAAUAUGCCAACAAGGAGGAUUCCGAGAGCAUUCUCUGGCAGCAACAUGUCACCAUCAACUCCGAGUUUCGUCGCAUACUCGGAAAGCUUCGACAAGAUUCGCGCGUCGUCGAGAAACGAAAAGUCGAAACCAAAUACGGCCACUUCUUGCGCAUCGCUCAGCAAUUCUACCAGGGCUACAUUCAGCGUCUCGCUAUGCGCUACGACGUUUCCGAGCUGAGGCGCAUCGCCCAGAGCAUCGAGGCCAACCAGCAGCACUCCAAGGACAUGAUAAGCCCCGUCCCUGCCAACCUGUCGGUCAUGAUCCUAGCCUCCUGCCACUCGACCUUGAUUCGCCUCGGCGACCUGUCCCGCUACAGGGUCCAGGCCAAACACAAGAAGUCUUACGAGACGGCCAUGGCCUUUUAUGGCCUGGCGCACGAUGUCAUGCCUGACUCGGGCUUCGGCUUCCACCAGAUGGGAAUCGUGAGCCUUGAGGAAGGCAACCACCUUGACGUUGUCUAUCAUUUCUACCGCUCCUGGGCCGUUAAGGAACCCCAUCCCCUGGCUAAGCAGAACCUGGAAUCCAAGUUCAAGAGUCUCCAGAAUCACAGUUCAUCCUCCCGUGCCAAAGCAUCUUCGCCCUCUCCCAACGAUACCUUCGUCUUGUGGUUUGUGCGCCUCCAGGCUCUCUUUUACAAGGGCGAGCCAGUCUCCUCUCAGCAGAAUGAGCUCGAGCGUGAGGUCUUCCACCGCAUGACCAUGGCAAUCCGUGAUGUAGCAUCUGCCCCCAUGCUCUUCAAGAUGGGCCUUGUGAAUAUUUCGGCCCACUGCAUCGCUUCUAUGAAGAAUCAAGAUGCGAAAACAGAGUCAUCAGCCAGAUUCUACCAGCACGUUCUGCACUUCAACAUGCGCUUCAUUCUCAAACUCUGCGAGGCCAUUAAGGCAGACAUUGCUGCUACUGCGUCGUCCGAGGAGUUCCCCAACUCUGCUGAACCCAACGCCGCACCCUCUUCGAAGGACGCCCUUCUCCCUCUGCUGAGGGUCUACUGUAUCUGGAUUGCUUCCCGCACGUCCGAGAUCUAUACUUCGCCGGACUCCCCUGGGAACAUUGUUCCACCGAUGACGCAAACCCUGGCCUCUGUCCUAACCUCUUUCUGUACGGAGCUCUCCAACAAUGCCGACACAGUCGCUAGCUGCCCUUACCUUCUUCCUGAGGAUAUUGAGAUCCGUGGCCUCACCUCUCUCUCCGAUGAUAGUGUCCCGGUUGCCUGCCGGGGUUACUGCGAUGAUAAUGGCCAGAUGAAGCCACACCCCGAUUCACAGUCUCAGCGUCAAGCACCCUCCCAGGAGUCAACUGCGCGCCUGCUAGACAUUCUCCGCUGCGCAUACUCCCUGACGGAGGACCCCAACGUGCCGCUGAUCUGCAGCGCCAUUGAGUCUGGACUGGAGUUUCGGUAUCAGGAUCGAUCUCAGCCUUCUGGGGAACCCGUCCUUCAAAAAUCUGCCCGGGAACCGGUGCUCCAGAAACCUGCUCGGGAACCUGCCCUCCAGAAACCUGCUCGGGAACCUGUUCUUCAGAAAUCUUCACGAGAACCUAUCCUCCAGAAACCUGCACGGGAACCUAUCCUCCAGAAAUCUACUCUGGGACCUGCCCGAGAACCUGCUAGAGAGCCUAUCAAAGAGCCUGAACUCGCCCGGACGCCAGAGAAGCCUGUACUCCCUGGUUUUGACACAUCCAGAAACUCUAGCCAAUGGGCCCAACUCGCUCAGAAUAAUGCGAAUACCUAUCAAGGUGCUCAGUAUGGCAGUCCUGCUAUGCCGCCCGUGGAGGAUCGUCCUCAGGAACAGGUGUACAGUACGCCUGCGACGCAUCUGAGACCUAUGAACGAUGCCGAUGAGACGGUUGUCAACAUGCUUUCGCCCUUCCUCGACUGCCCGACCCCCAAGUCUGAGCAGAAUACCUACUCGCCCAAAGAGUCAUCAUACGGGAUGCACUCGACCACGGCCAGCGAGCUCGCGCAAGAGCUCCUCAAGACAUUUCAGCCGGAAAAAGACGAGCCGGUCCCUUACUACGAGUCCAUAAAUGCGCAGAGGUACGCCUCAUCAGGGUGGAAUGGCAUGUUCAUGGCCGCACCAUCCAAGGCUCAACUGCCCAGUGUAUACCAAGGAACACCUGCGUCUGUACAUGGUCCUAGCCGACUCACGGCCCAGACUCAGGGCGGCGCCUACGGUAUCGGUUAUACGAGCAACGGGGUACAAGGACAGAGCUCUAUCUCGUCCUUGUCAUCCGGGCGGCCGUUCCAGAUGAACCAGACGUCGUCUAACUAUGAUGCCGCUGUCUUUGAAGCAGCAAUGAAUGGUCAACGAUUUAACCGAUGA
Molecule: messenger RNA, 2634 nt
Organism: Geosmithia morbida
Lineage: Eukaryota; Fungi; Ascomycota; Sordariomycetes; Hypocreales; Bionectriaceae
Product: Telomerase activating protein Est1
Exons: 4
Coding region: 1-2634 (877 amino acids)
Biological process (GO): nuclear-transcribed mRNA catabolic process, nonsense-mediated decay
Cellular component (GO): telomerase holoenzyme complex
Molecular function (GO): telomeric repeat DNA binding; telomerase RNA binding; protein binding
Source: RefSeq, a predicted model, not a curated record